CACACGGGUGGGGGGGUUCAAAGAGACCGAGCUGUAGCAUCCCCCAGGGGCCCGGCGGGUGGGUGACCGCUGCUGUUGGUAAAAGCACGGGCAAAGCAGCUCGCCGUGGGUGGACCCGGCUCCCUCGCCACGCCUCUCGUCACCCCGGCCAAGCUGUGGCUCCACGGUACAGGGUGAACCAGCCAGCCUGGACCAGGGACGGAGGCCACCGAGACCCCACGGGCAAUGGCAGGAAAAGCCCACAGACUGAGCGCGGAGGAGAGGGAGCAGUUGCUGCCAAACCUGAGAGCCAUGGGGUGGAACGAGGUGGAAGGCAGAGACGCCAUCUUCAAAGAGUUCCACUUCAAGGACUUCAACCGGGCCUUUGGCUUCAUGACCAGAGUGGCUCUACAAGCAGAAAAAGUGGAUCACCACCCUGAAUGGUUCAAUGUGUACAAUAAGCACUUGGGGAAAACGCUCCUGCUCUUUCUGCCAGCAACACUUGGUCGGUCUGUCUGGUUUAGGUUCACAUCACCUUGAGCACCCACGAGUGCGGAGGCUUAUCAGAGCGAGACAUCAACUUGGCCAGCUUCAUCGAGCAGGUUGCAACUUCUCUCUCCUGACUAGAGAGACACACACGAAGCCAAAAAUCAACUCUGCCACUGCCACAACCCGCCCCUCGCCUGGACGGCAGCACCUAGAGCCUUCUCCCACUUGCAAGCUAGUUCCUGGAUCCAGACUGCCUAACGCCACGCCAAACCCCCUCCCCUGCCACAGCUCAGAUGGAUGGAGGCACUCCUUGGGCACCGUGCACGUAACCAUCUCUGAUCUCACCGCUUCCACCCGUAAACUCAUUUCGUCACGAGCUACCAGCCCCCCAAACUGCUGAGCCUCUGCCUUUCAGCAGGCGUGCCCUUUUACCGGGAGUCACGGGACACAAUUGCACCAGUAAACCUUUCCAGAGCCUGACCCCGUUCACCCACUGUGUUAUUGCUUCUUACCUGCUGGAAUAUUUCUACCUGAAACACGGUACACGAAUCCUUUGGUUUCUCUGUAACACACACCAGCAACUGUGAUGUGCAGUUGGGUUAUUACGGUAAGCUCUCUCUAGCAGUAGUAUAGGCAGGCACGUGAUCUCACCCUUAUUGUAACCAGCUUUUAGUAGGAUCCCAACUGAAAAUGUUUACAAUAAACAUCUUGGUUAAACUGA
Molecule: messenger RNA, 1189 nt
Organism: Tyto alba (common barn owl)
Lineage: Eukaryota; Metazoa; Chordata; Aves; Strigiformes; Tytonidae
Gene: PCBD1
Product: pterin-4 alpha-carbinolamine dehydratase 1
Exons: 4
Coding region: 226-519 (97 amino acids)
Biological process (GO): tetrahydrobiopterin biosynthetic process
Molecular function (GO): 4-alpha-hydroxytetrahydrobiopterin dehydratase activity
Source: RefSeq, a predicted model, not a curated record